Molecule: messenger RNA, 1462 nt
Organism: Cicer arietinum (chickpea)
Lineage: Eukaryota; Viridiplantae; Streptophyta; Magnoliopsida; Fabales; Fabaceae
Product: protein SRC2 homolog
Biological process (GO): defense response
Source: RefSeq, a predicted model, not a curated record
AGAACCAAAUUACAUAUUCAACUUAUGGGCCACAUAAUGGUGUCCUAAUGCGACCUGUAUAAUUAAUGGUUGCGAAUGACUCUCACGUCUAACAGGACCAUGUGCAUACGACGACAAUAUACACUUUGAUUUCAAGAGUAAAUUACCAAGUGAGGUUCGUCACCAUAUAUCAUUUAAUUUUAUUGAAAGGAAACGAACCUUCCAUUUAAUUCCUUAACGUUGAAGAAUGGGUAGUAGAAAGAAAAAAAGGAUUCAUUAAUUCCCUACCAAUUCAUUCAUUCAUUCAUCUAGUUUCUUCUGGAUCUCUUCUCAUUGCCACAUGCCCUACAACAAGAUAUUUACAAUACAUAACCUUCAGAUCCAACAAAACAAAUAAACAUAAAUAAUUGCAUCAACCAAGUAACCUUUCCAACAUCAACAUUCAUCCAAAUGGAAUCGCGUUUCAUAGAGCUGAAACUUAUUUCGUGCAAAGACAUUAGAGCCUUCAACUUCUUCCAAAAACUAACCCUCUACGCACAAGUCUCAAUCUCCACAAACGAUCCCACGAAACAACUCACCGACGAACAAAAACAGCGACAGAGAACACCAACCCACAGAGACACCGACGAAGACGGAUCCAAUCCGGAAUGGAACCACCAAACGCGUUUCGAUUUAGGUUUUCUCUCUAACCAUUCAGAUAUCACCGAUUUCUUUUUGUUUUUCGAGUUUCGACACGACGGCGUCAUCCUCGGCGACAAGAUCCUAGGAGAGUGCCGUGUUCCGCUUUCCGAUCUAAUCCAGGACGUCGACGGCGUUGCGCGGUUUGUUAACUACGAGAUUCGUUCCGGCGACGGGAAGCCCAAUGGGAUCUUCAAUUUCUCGUACAGGUUGAACGGGAUUGGGACCCCUUCGUCGCAGAUUCUCGAUGGGAGAAUCUAUGGUUACCCUGUUCUUACGCCGGAGGAUUGUGCUCCGGUACAAUAUCCGGUAUCGGAGAUCGAAAAACCGUGUUGCUAUCCAAUGGCGCCGCCGUGUUGCUCUGUUCAGGAGGGACCGUUUUAUACUCCUGUUUCGCCUCCGGCGCCGCCGUAUGGUUCGUAUGUGUCGACCGGAGGAUAUAAUUAUUAUUAUCCACCGCCGCAGCCAUCGGUUUAUCCGUAUCCUCCUCCGCCUCCACAUGUGGAACAGGUUUACCCGCCUAUUGGGCCUGGGGCCCAUCCUUGGUCAUCAGGCCCGUACUUUGAACGUAGAUGGUGACAGACUGAGGAAUUGUUUAGUGGGCUAAACAUGAGUGGCCCAAUAUGUGGAUGACUCGUGACUGCUUUUUUGUUUUUUAGUAGUAAGCAUUAAUUAUGUGAAGAGUAUAUUUGAUACAAGGAACAAUUUUUUGUGAUAAAAGAAAUUUCUUCAUUGUUUGGGUUUUUAUCCCUGGGGAUGAGAUUUUUCAGUUUCUUUACAUUUUGUAUGUAUGUUUUGGAACUUU